CAAAAACCUAUGGCUUUGGUUGAUGCAUGAAACCCCUGUUUCCUUCACAUAAAAAUCAAACCCAUUUCCCUCAAAUUCAAUCGCUUUUCACACGAUUCCCCAAUAUUUAUACACUUGAUUGAUCGAAUUCAAGAAAACCUCUACCAAAAAAAAGCUCAAAAGCUUCAUUAAUGGCUUCCGCCACCAAUACUGUUCUUUCUUCCAAUUUCUUUGGCUCAAAUGUCUUGCUCUCAACCCCAACGCCUAAAACCCACAAAACCUUAAGGAAUAGAUUCGUAAUCCCGCAAUCAAUUCUUAGCAAAAAACCCAAUUCCUCAAAUGAUUUCAAUUUUCAAUCGAAAGCCACUUUAGCUGCUCUGCUAUUCUCUUCAAUCACAACACCACAAGCCUUAGCGGACACCAAUCCACCACCACCACCGCCACAAGCCCCACUUCAAGCUGAGUUAGUUAAACAAAACCCAUCAACAAAUUCUUUACCGUUUUCACAAUCGAAUGUUCUCACUGCACCAAAACCCCAGGCCAAUUCCGACCUUCCUGAAGGUAGCCAAUGGAGAUACAGCGAGUUCUUAAAUGCAGUCAAGAAAGGGAAAGUCGAAAGGGUUAGAUUCAACAAAGACGGUGGCGUUUUACAGCUCACCGCCGUGGACGGCCGUAGAGCCUCCGUAGUCGUCCCAAACGACCCUGAUCUUAUUGACAUCUUAGCAAUGAACGGUGUUGAUAUAUCAGUGUCAGAAGGUGAAGCCAGUAACGGCCUUCUCGGGUUCAUUGGCAACCUAUUGUUCCCAUUGUUAGCCUUCGGUGGUCUGUUCUUCUUAUUCCGCCGAUCCCAAGGAGGCGGCGGUGGACCAGGCGGCCUCGGUGGACCUAUGGAUUUCGGAAGGUCAAAAUCCAAGUUCCAGGAAGUCCCAGAAACCGGCGUUUCUUUCGCAGACGUCGCCGGAGCAGAUCAAGCUAAACUGGAGCUCCAAGAAGUCGUUGAUUUCUUGAAAAACCCAGAUAAGUACACAGCCCUCGGAGCUAAAAUCCCAAAAGGGUGUUUACUCGUGGGACCACCAGGAACCGGGAAGACCCUUUUGGCUAGGGCGGUGGCCGGAGAAGCUGGUGUGCCAUUUUUCUCAUGUGCUGCAUCAGAAUUCGUUGAGUUAUUUGUGGGUGUUGGUGCAUCUAGAGUUAGGGAUUUGUUUGAAAAGGCGAAAUCAAAAGCACCUUGCAUUGUGUUCAUUGAUGAAAUAGAUGCUGUAGGAAGACAAAGAGGUGCAGGUCUUGGUGGUGGGAAUGAUGAAAGGGAACAAACUAUUAAUCAAUUGUUGACAGAAAUGGAUGGUUUUUCGGGUAAUUCUGGUGUUAUUGUUUUGGCUGCUACUAACAGACCCGAUGUUCUUGAUUCCGCUUUGUUGAGACCUGGGCGGUUUGACCGACAGGUGACAGUUGACCGGCCUGAUGUUGCUGGUAGAGUCAGGAUCCUUCAGGUGCAUUCAAGGGGAAAAUCACUUGCAAAAGAUGUGGAUUUUGAUAAGGUUGCUAGGAGAACACCAGGUUUCACAGGAGCUGAUUUGCAAAACUUGAUGAAUGAAGCAGCCAUUCUUGCAGCUAGACGUGACCUUAAGGAAAUAAGCAAAGAUGAGAUAUCAGAUGCUCUUGAGAGAAUCAUUGCUGGCCCAGAGAAGAAAAAUGCAGUUGUUUCAGAAGAGAAAAAGAAGCUUGUUGCAUAUCAUGAGGCUGGACAUGCUCUAGUUGGUGCCCUAAUGCCCGAAUACGACCCUGUAGCAAAGAUAUCCAUCAUUCCUCGUGGUCAAGCAGGUGGUCUUACAUUUUUUGCCCCAAGUGAAGAAAGACUCGAAUCUGGUUUAUAUAGCAGAAGUUACCUUGAAAACCAAAUGGCUGUUGCACUUGGUGGAAGGGUUGCGGAAGAGGUUAUUUUUGGAAAAGACAAUGUUACAACCGGAGCAUCAAACGACUUCAUGCAAGUUUCUCGUGUAGCAAGGCAAAUGGUCGAGAGGUUCGGAUUCAGCAAGAAGAUUGGUCAAAUAGCAAUUGGUGGUGGUGGUGGAAAUCCUUUCUUGGGUCAACAGAUGUCAUCCCAAAAAGAUUAUUCUAUGGCAACAGCGGAUAUUGUAGACGCAGAAGUACGUGAACUUGUCGAGAAAGCAUACAUUAGGGCAACCACAAUCAUCACAACACAAAUCGACAUCUUGCAUAAACUUGCUCAACUCCUAAUGGAGAAAGAAACAGUCGAUGGUGAAGAAUUCAUGAGCCUUUUCAUCGAUGGGAAAGCCGAACUCUACAUCCUAGAUUAGGAAAAAUUGCGCAAUUUAUAUGUAAAAAACUUAAGUUUGACAAAUCGAUGUACAUUUCCUUCACACAUUCGGGAUUAAAAGAAAGUAAAAUAAAAUAGACGGGAU
Molecule: messenger RNA, 2402 nt
Organism: Lactuca virosa
Lineage: Eukaryota; Viridiplantae; Streptophyta; Magnoliopsida; Asterales; Asteraceae
Source: the annotation of a GenBank genome assembly